AGGUUUCAAUUGUUUAAGUGUCAAAUCCAAGUCAAAUCUGUCAAAUAAACACCAAAAAGUAAACUUUAAUUUUCUAAGAUUAUCAACAAAUUAAAAUUAUUAAUUAAUAUUGCAGAGCAGAAUUUAAAAUGAGGGCUUUUAUGGCAGAAGACAAUCUAUGUGCUCAAAAUCUUUUAAAACUUGUAUCGCAUGGUAAUGCUAUAGUUGCUGAAAUAUUGAGACUAAAAGACCACAAGCCACAAGUAUAUUUAUUAGAUACAAAAGAACUUCAACAUAAGUAUUUGGAGGUUAUAAUGGACUUUGGUUACUUUAAGAUCUCAGAUGUACAAGAAAAGAAGAUUAGUAUGAAUACAAAACUUCAAGACUUGGAUGAUGACCUCAAAGAGAAACAUCUGGAUUUGAUCACAAGAUUUUAUUUAUUGUUUGAAAAUAUUUAUCAAUAUAUUAUGGAUUUAAUCUCCUUCACUGAACAGUUAAAUGACGGUGCUUUUAUCCAACAGAGUAUUGAAACUGUAAUGAGAGAUGUUGAGGGUAAACAGCUGUUGUGUGAAUCUCUGUAUUUGUAUGGAGCAAUGCUGUUGCUAUGUGAUCUUUUCAUACCUGGACCAGUAAGAGAAAGACUGAUGGUAGCAUUCUAUAGAUAUAGCACUACUCAGUCCCAGACAAAUAUUGAUGAUGUCUGUAAGCUGUUGAGAGACACGGGUUACGAUCAGCAACUUUCAAAGAAACCUGCAGAUUAUCCUGUAGAAUUUUUCAGCCGGAUAAAUAUUCGUUCAGAAUUUAUCGAUAAAAUAAUUGGAAAAUUGAGAUCAGAAGAUAUUUACAAUCAAUUAUCAGUAUAUACUUUCCCUGAACAUCAACCAUCUGCAUUAGCAACGCAAGCUAGUAUGUUAGUUGUAUGUUUGUUUUUUGCCCCACAUUAUUUGCAUAGUGAUACAUCAAAAAUGAGGGAAAUUGUUGAUAAAUUUUUCCCUAGUAAUUGGAUCAUACCUAUUUAUAUGGGAGUGACCUUAAACAUAAUAGAUUUUUGGGAAAAUUUUAAGGCCGCUAAGUCUGCACUAAGUAACACAUGUAACAACAAAAGUGUUAAAGAAGUAUUUGCUAAGAGAGGAGAUUCUGUGCCAAUAUUAACAGAGAAAACUCACAGACUGUUAAAAGAGGGCACCCUAAAUGAAGACUAUGUAUUGGACCAUAUAAAUAAAAUAUUGAACUUACUCUUGAACUCCAACUUAGUGGUCAGGUGGUUAUUGUUGCACAAUUCUGAUGUUAUAUUUUUUGACAACAGUAAAAGGGGAAAACAGUUAAAAGACAUUGUAAUGAAAGAAUCAAAUUACGAUCCACUGAAAUUGCUUGAGUUACUCAUUAGCACUGCAGAACUAGAGUUAAAAGUGAGAGAAAUUUUAACAACUCUUUUAGAAAACAGAAAUCAGUCGUGGAGCUUAAACAAGUCCGUGGCUUUGGUAGCUGUGAAUAAUUUAUCAGAAUUAUUUUCUGGAAAUACUUCAUUUACUAAGGUUCAAGGAAAUGAACAGUUAAAACUUUGGUUUGAUAACAUAGCUAAACAGAUAGCUUCCCUGACUGAGAAUAUAACUACGAAAUCAAUAAAAAAAAUAACCCAAUUAAUACAAGCACUUGACGAGGUUGAAGAAUUCCAUGGUAUUAAAGGCACAUCAACAGUUUUGCAGUAUCUUACUGAAGGUAAAGAGGCAUUAAAAAAUGUGGUGAGAGCAGCAACUUUGAAAGAAGAUUCUUUGGUGACAUUGGAAACUAUUGCUGAUGUGAGUUAUGCUUGGUGUACUAUUGAUUAUUACACCGUGUAUAUGCAAAACAGUAUCAAGGAAAAUCCAGCUGUCACCAGCAGGUUGCGCGCAUUGUUUCUCAAAUUGGCCAGCGCUAUGGAGAUACCGCUGCUCAGGAUAAAUCAAGCUGGAAGUCAAGAUCUGGUAUCCGUUUCGCAAUACUAUAGCAGUGAAUUGAUCAAAUACAUACAAAGAGUGCUGCAAAUAAUUCCUGAGAUGGUAUUCAAUAUAGUCGAAAAAAUAAUAGAGCUUCAGACAUGGACUAUUAAAGAAGUACCAACAAGAUUAGAAAAAGAAAAACUAAGAGAAUAUGCACAACUUGAACACAGAAUGGAGGUCGCCAAACUUACCCAUUCCGCUUCCACUUUUACAACAGGAAUACUGGACAUGAGGUCUACACUUGUCGGGAUAAUCAGAGUAGAUCCAGCGGAAUUGCUUGAAGAAGGGUUACUAAAGGAGUUAGAUCGCCAUAUAAGUAAGAAGUUUAGUGAAUUCCUUGAACCUCAGACAAAGAAGUCAACUGCUUCAUCCAGUAAUUUGUUGCCGCGUUUACAAAAGCUAGUAGACAGCAUGAAUGGUUAUAAAAGAUCACUGGAAUAUAUUCAAGACUAUAUAAAUAUACAUGGUUUAAGAAUAUGGCAAAAGCAGGUUUCAGCGAUUAUUCAAGAGAGUGUUGAUAAAGAAAUAAGUUUACGCAAAGGAGUGACACUUUACAGUCCCUCUGCUGGUUUUAUGGGGAGCCUGGCGAGGCAAGUCGCGCAGCUCAUCGAUGCGAGGACCUGUAUGUACAUCAGCAUAUGUGCUGCCUGGUUUGAUGUAAAAAGCCAUAAUGAAGUUGUUAAUACAAAAACGUUUGCUAAAUUGAAUGAAGCCAUUGGAGUUGUAGGUCUUCAUGGUUUGGAUAAAUUGUACGCGCAUAUGAUAAAGAAUCAGUUGCAAGGGGUUCAACACAUUCUAAGAAACAGCCAUGACAAAAUUUCUACUAAUGUUAAUGAACCCAAAGACAUCGAACAAAUUGUUAUAAAAAAUCAAAAACUAUUGAAUCAAUUAGUGGAAGUGUUAAUACUAAUUGGUAGUUUGCAAAUUCUAAGAAAACAUAUAUCAUAUCAAUUAAAUUCAACUUGCAAAUUUGACUCUGCACAUUUGGAGGCUUCUCUAACUACUUUUAAUGAUUCAGUCCUACAGGAAAUAAGAUCUGCCACUGACGAUAAAUCAAAGGUGUCUACUAAGAUGUUAAGAAACUUGGAACAAUAUCUAGACAGAUGUGGAAUAUAUGAGCCGUACGAGAAAAUGUAUCUCAAGCCUACACAAGAAUUCCUGAACAUCAACAUGGGACGAAUACUUGCAAUUAUUUUAAUAUCCCAGUUAUCAAAACUGCAACUUUGUUAUACCACAGGUGAUUUAAUAUCAAAGAAAGUUGGAGAGAACCUCGAUGGAUAUCCAUUGCUUGUAGGAAUCUACACUGUUUUAUGUCAAACAAAACUGGAUAAUAUCAACAUAUUUGUUGAUUUUCUCUGUAGCUACACUCGCUCCAUUAUACUCACAAAGUCUAAAUUAUCUGAAGUCUCAAAUGAGGGCAUGUUUAUUGUCAGAAUACUUGAAUUGUUUUGUGAAACUUUUAAUUAUUCUUUUGAUAGUCUUGAAGAUAAGCUCCCACUUGUGUUAUUGGCUAAUCCACAAAUAAAGUGACACAUUUUUAAUAAUUAGAUUGCAUACAUUUAAAAAUAUAUCACUUAUCAAAAUAAA
Amyelois transitella is the source of this 3545-nucleotide messenger RNA. It is a transcript of the gene Strump, whose product is annotated as WASH complex subunit 5. Bases 129 to 3488 code for a protein of 1119 amino acids. Gene Ontology annotation, biological process: actin filament polymerization; endosome organization; regulation of actin nucleation. Gene Ontology annotation, cellular component: WASH complex; endosome. The record is from RefSeq and is a predicted model, not a curated record. Lineage: Eukaryota; Metazoa; Arthropoda; Insecta; Lepidoptera; Pyralidae. The transcript is spliced from 11 exons.